This is a messenger RNA of Suricata suricatta (meerkat), 2507 nucleotides long. It is a transcript of the gene PAQR4, whose product is annotated as progestin and adipoQ receptor family member 4. The coding region runs from base 54 to 875 and encodes 273 amino acids. Gene Ontology annotation, molecular function: signaling receptor activity. The transcript is spliced from 3 exons. Gene Ontology annotation, cellular component: membrane. NCBI's taxonomy places the organism in Eukaryota, Metazoa, Chordata, Mammalia, Carnivora, Herpestidae. The record is from RefSeq and is a predicted model, not a curated record.
AGGAGGAGGUCGGAGGCCAAGAGGAGCGCGAGCCGCCGGCGCCGGGCCGGGCCAUGGCGUUCCUGGCCGGGCCGCGCCUGCUGGACUGGGCCAGCUCGCCACCGCACCUGCAGUUCAACAAGUUCGUGCUGACUGGCUACCGGCCGGCCAGCAGCGGCUCGGGCUGUCUGCGCAGCCUCUUCUACCUGCACAACGAGCUGGGCAACAUCUACACGCACGGGCUGGCCCUCCUAGGCUUCCUGGUGCUGCUGCCGAUGACCAUGCCUUGGGGUCAGCUGGGCAAGGAUGGCUGGCUGUGGGGCACACACUGUGUGGCCUGCCUGGCCCCCCCGACAGGCUCUGUGCUCUAUCAUCUCUUCAUGUGCCACCAAGGGGGAAGCCCUGUGUAUUCUCGGCUCCUUGCCCUGGAUAUGUGUGGGGUCUGCCUUGUCAACACCCUAGGGGCUCUGCCCAUCAUCCACUGCACUCUGGCCUGUAGGCCCUGGCUGCGCCCAGCCGCCCUGGUGGGCUACACCGUGCUGUCAGGCGUGGCUGGCUGGCGGGCCCUCACCGCUCCCUCCACCAGUGCCCGGCUCCGCGCCUUUGGUUGGCAGGCUGCUGCCCGCCUCCUGGUGUUUGGGGCCCGAGGAGUGGGGCUGGGCUCUGGGGCUCCAGGCUCCCUGAACUGCUACCUGCGUAUGGACGCGCUGGCACUGCUCGGGGGACUGGUGAACGUGGCCCGGCUGCCAGAGCGCUGGGGACCUGGCCGCUUCGAUUACUGGGGCAACUCGCACCAGAUCAUGCACCUGCUCAGCGUGGGCUCCAUCCUCCAGCUGCACGCCGGCGUCGUGCCUGACCUGCUCUGGGCCGCGCGCCAUGCCUGCCCCCCAGACUGAGCCACCUCCUGCCCGCCACGCCGGCCUCUCUACGGUCUUCUAGGACUAACAGUGCCCUGCUCCACUCCUGCCGCCGGUGUGCAAGGGACUGCUCCCUGGCCGCUUCCCGCCAACAGGACUUGGCAGCGGGGAGCCUCAUCUCUUUGCCCAUUCUUCCCUGUGGACCAGGACCAGCUUCUCCAACCCACACCCUGGAGCUCCACCUCCCCUCCUUGCCUUCCUUCGGGGUACUGUCUAUGUAGGCUAGAAGGAAACCUUUCCUUCCUGGGCCUCAGUUUAUCUUCUGUGACCUUGGAGGGUAUGGCCAGAGGGACUCUGAGGUCAUGCCUUGCUGUGACAGAAUUCUGCCGGCCCAGAGCUGUCACCCCACCCUACCCCACACAUAAGGUACCUCAUGGGGGCCUUGCCCGGCCUGCAGCCCUAUUUCCUGACCUCUGUCUUUCUGCUCUGCAUGCCAGGCCUCCUAGCCGCCUAAGGCUCCCCUUCUCCUUUCUGUUCAGAGACCACGGAGUGAGGGGUUUGGGCAACAGGACCAGCCUCUUAUCCGAGGACCAAGGGGGAGGAGGGAGGCUGCAGCUGCUGUUUCCACACAGCUAGCACAGACCCCAAGACCUGAUUGGGCUGAGGACCACCCUCUACCCUGAGUGCCACGCUCUGAUGGCUCGACCAACACCCUGGGGCCAUGCCUGCUCAGGAAGUCUCUGCUCCGCAAAGCGCAUGCUCCUAGCCGCGGUGUGCUGGCCUGGGGCCCUGCAUCAGGGCUCAGCCACUGCCCAUCCCAGGGCCCCAGACCCUGGGCACCAUCAAUAAAUGGGGCAGGAAGAGCUGUUGCCACACACGCAGGCUUGGGUGCUCCCAAGAUUCAAAAACCUUUUAUUAGACAUGGCUAUAGGCAGAAGGAACCCCUGGAGUUCCCAGAGGGACCCCAGCCUCCAGGCGGAUUGGGGAGGGGGCAGUGGCUAAAAGGUUAAAAACACCAAGGCCGGCCUGUGGACUCACGUUGGGCCCAGUGAGUCCUCAAAGAGGCUGAGGAGGUUCCGAGGUUCAAAGGAGGGGAAGGAACCCCGAGGGGGCUCAGAGUCAAUGUCACUUAGGUCCAGGGCAUCCCUGGGGUGGGGAGGAAGAGAGACAAGUGACACUCAGGAUCCGAAAGCUACCACCUCCCACCCCCUGGACUCUGGGCCUGCUCACCUUAGGGUGUACCUGGUCCGGGGGGCGGGGGAGCCUUUGCGCGGGGUGGAGGUGUCCCUGAUAGCCCUGGCCAGGACGGCCUCUGGAGAGAGCGAGGGCCUGCACGGGGCGGGCCAGACAAGUAAGGUGUCGGCAGUGGGGAGUGCGGGGGUGGGGGGUGUGCACAAGAUCAGCCCUUUCCCUGGGCAGACCCCAGGCCCCUGCCUGACGAGGGCACGGCCCCUGGCGGAAGCCGUGAAAGCACGGUGCCCUGUGAAAGAGGCACUUUCACAACUUUUAAAGGCCGUCUGGCCACACUCAAAGGCCACCUCUGUUCCUUUUCAGGACAUGUGGGUUUUGACAGCUGGCUUGGAAGUGAACUUGUGACAGAUGAAGCCUUUCUGGUACCUCAUGUCUGAUAUAAAGUGUCCCCAUGGCGAUGGGGUGACAUUUCCUUAAAAA